AUGGUCUCCAAACGCGCUUUGCCAGAGCGGAGGAACCCCCUCCUCGAGCCCACCGACUCCACAGCCAUGGAGAUUUUGGUGGAGAGGCGCCGACUAGGCCAGACAAACCUCGCGGUGAAGCCUGGCAUUGCGGGUGUCACGAGCGCGACCAAAGCAGAGAACCUGGGCACCUUUGACUACGCGCACCUCCGGGUCCCGCUGCCCAAGGACCUCUCUGGAUCGGGCAUCUUCACCUUGAACCGCACCUCCGUCUACCCAGAGUCUUACUUCCUCAUGCGUCGUAGCGCCGAUGGCUAUGUCAGCGCGACGGGCAUGUUCAAGGCAGCAUUUCCUUGGGCCUCACUACGCGAAGAAGAGGCAGAGCGUCUAUACCAAAAGACAUUUCCCUCUGCAGGCCCGGACGAGGUGGCAGGCAGCGUGUGGAUCGCGCCCGAAGAAGCACUGGCGCUCUCAGAGGAGUACUCCAUGCGCCACUGGAUUGAGGCUUUGCUAGACCCCGCGCCAAUCGAGAAGGGCAACAAGGACAAACACAACCCGGCCAUCCAAGGGCCGCCCAAAUUCGACGUCAAGAACGCUAAGCCAGUCACCCUACCUCCAUACCUACCCAGUCCAGCCGUUCGCUCCACUCGCGCGCGAUCAACGCGCUCUGCCUCUCCCAGCAAGAUGGCCACCCCCAGUCGCAAAAUCGCUACACCGCGCAAACCACGGACAACCAGGAAUGCCGCCAAGGCCGACAAACCUGACGACUCCUUCGAAUCCGCUACGCCAGGCAGCGCGCUACAAACCCACAUCGCCAACGGCGCAACCCCCUCCGACUCGGCCGCAUCCUCCAUCAACGGCGACGCAAAGGAGCCCGCAGCCAAGCCAGCCCAAGUCCAAGAAGGCACCUUCCGCGUCGAAGUCCAAGAAACCACCGAAACAAACGGCAACGUCGAGACGACGACGACCAAUGUCAAACUCGACGUCCCCCACUCCCACCCGGAGCUCCCGGAGCCCGAAGACCCGAUGAAGAUGAUUGAGGAGGCCAAGCGCAUGGUCGCAGAGGCACAGGCACUCGAGGCCGGCUCGUCGGCCGCGGGCGCGUCGAGCGUGAAGCUGGCCAAGCGCAGAAUCGAAGACGUUGUUGAUGCGGCGGAAUUGGCGGAGGAGCGAUCGAGCAAGGCGGCAAAGGUUGCGUAUACUACGGAGCAGAAGUUGACAAAGGAGAAGGUGACGAGGAGGGCGUUGGUGGGUCUUGGUGUCAUGGCUGCUAUUGGUACCGCAUUCGGCUACCUCGCAUAA
Messenger RNA from Plenodomus lingam JN3, 1281 nucleotides. RefSeq lists its product as uncharacterized. Gene Ontology annotation, cellular component: nuclear membrane complex Bqt3-Bqt4. Gene Ontology annotation, biological process: meiotic attachment of telomere to nuclear envelope; mitotic telomere tethering at nuclear periphery. Gene Ontology annotation, molecular function: DNA binding. Lineage: Eukaryota; Fungi; Ascomycota; Dothideomycetes; Pleosporales; Leptosphaeriaceae. The record is from RefSeq and is a predicted model, not a curated record.